Messenger RNA from Vitrella brassicaformis, 1430 nucleotides. The record is from the annotation of a GenBank genome assembly. NCBI's taxonomy places the organism in Eukaryota, Vitrellaceae.
UGAUUGCAGCCAUGCUGACGUCGCAUCUGUACACCCAUACUGCCCCCGACGUCCCAUACAUGACCUGCACAGCACAGCAUGGUGCCGGAGAGGUGUGUGAUACAGACAGCAGACCCAACACAAGAUGCACCUCUGCCUUCCAUCCAUCCAUCCAUCCAUCCAUGUGCUUACUGCCAGCCUGCGGCAAGAAGGGUCGAUGUCAAAGCUGAGCAGCUCACAGUGCCGGCCCGCCGCGUCCUUGCUGCGUACAACAAGCAGGCACCCAACACAACAAGAGACAGUAGAUACCACUUGUCAUCAUCAUCGCCAUUGAUGCAUCCAUCCGUGGCUGAGUGACCCUCACUGACCAUCGCUCGUCGGCCUCCAUCCGAAUACCGUACGCCUCCAAAGCUUUGCCUCUAUCCUCUCGCCGCGCCUCAUCGAGCCCCACCCGCUGCACCACUCCCAACCCCCCGCGCAUCCCUCGUCCAUCCGCCAUAGACCGGUGCCCCGCCACCGAUGGUGGGACACCACACGGGCACCUCAACGCAAAGAGGGUCUCGCUGUUGGACGCUACGAGUGUCGCACCGUCAGGCGUCCACACGAGCAUGGUGUGCGAUGGGUCGUGGCUGAUGUGGGGGGAGGGUGCCGGUACGCUGUAACGCUCGCGUGCAGAGCUUGUCAUGUCGAGAAGGGAGAUGGUCAAGGAACUGUGCGCACAGCAGAGGAAUACGUGCGGUGCGGCGGGUUGAGUAACUGUGCUAAGGGGCUGACUUCCCGGCUGACUGACCGGUCUGCGUUCGUCUUGAUGAAAGCUAUACUCUUGCCGGUCGGGUUCCACCUUACGUCAGCGAUCACGGAGCCAUCGAACCAGACGCCGCCACCCACACGCAUAGGCUCACGAUGGCGCAUCAGCGUUGGACAGCAUGGGCUGCCACACCUCGAUGCCGCUCGUCCACACGAGCGCCACUGUGGGCCGCAGAGCAUAGGGCUGCCAAUCGAGCCCCACAAGAUGGGCCUCUUUCCCAUCAACACCUGUACACAUUCACACACAUCCACCUACACGGGUCGGUCGGUCUAUCUGUCUGUCUGUCUAUCUGUCUGAUUGCAUGUCCGUAUAUGUAUCACCUUUGCCAAUGGGGCUGGUGCUGUCGGGCACGAGUAUCUCCGGCACGACAUGGGUGAACACUGCAUGUGGUUGCGAACGGGUGAAGGCUGCAGCCAGGGCAGACAAACAGUAAGGCAGGCCGCAUUGUUGCACGCACAUGGAAAGACGGUCGUGGCAUCUACUUAGUACCAGUCUCAGCCAAGGGGACGCGAAAAACACUCUGCCGAUCGCCACUUAAACCUGUCCGUACGUGUAUACACAAGUCAAGUACACACCCUCGUCCGGAUUUGUGACCCCUCCAUCCGUCCCUCCCUCACCCGACAAACAAACCUGUGAUAUGCAU